AUGUCGACCCUCGUCGUGGAAUACCUGAACAGGCGAUACACUGUGAAGACCACGCCCACGAUGGCCAUUGUGGACGUGCUGUCGAGCGUUUGCAGCAGAUUGAAGCCUCCUCUGGAUUCGGCAAACUGCUCCCUUGUGCGAGGAAACUGCACCCUGGACCCCUCUCUCUCCGUCCGGCUGGCCAAUCUCCCCUCCGGAACGAAGCUGAAGCUCGUGUCAGAUGCGCCCGCCUCUGUGGCGGGCUCAUCACAAGUGAGGACGAAUGCAGACGGUGCGGAUGGCAGGCAGGCAGGCCCCAGCUCCACCUCUGAGUGCGCGGCGGCUGCACGGCAGCAGCGGUGCGCACUGCCCUCCGAGAGUGCGGAUCACAGGUCGUUCCCUACCUCUGGGGGACAGACAUCUGCAGGGGAGUCGUCCAGUGUUCUAAGCGGCGAACGAGGCGUCUUCUUGUUCCACCGAGACGCCCUGUCAGGUGGCGGGCAGGAUCCACAGGCCGAGGAGUCUGACGAUUUUUACGACGUCACAAGAGAGGACCUAAUGAUGAUGGUGGCGAGCUAUGACGCUGCAAGGCGCAAGCUGGAGAGGGGGCUCAUGACCAGUGCCAUGCGGGAGGCGGAACAGAGAAAGGCUGCCGCUGAACUGGGGCCUUUGCGAAUAAGGUUUCAGUUUUUGGACGGCUUUGUGCUGCAAAGCUCUUUUGCUGCCACGGAACUCGUGGAAGCCCUGUACGAACUGCUGGGAGAGCACGUGCUGGAGGCUUUCAGAGCAAAGCUGGAGCUCACGGCGUUUCCGAAGCAGGCGCUCAAGGACAGGAAAAUGUCCCUGGUGCAGGCCAACCUUGCACCUGCAGCAAACGUAUCGGUGGGCAUUGAUGGUAAAUGGGUUGGAGGGGAGGUCGUGCUGCGGCCAGAGGUGCUUCAGCAAAAAAGUGUCCCACCAAACUGGCAGGGGCAGCAAGAUGCCCCACAGGGUGCCAUAUCGGAGCCAGCAGAGAGGGCCUGGCAGCAGCCAAGCAGAGAUGGCGGUGUGGCUGGCAACACAGUUCAGCCAAGGAAAGGCAUUCCGAAAUGGAUGAAACUUGGAAAAUGA
Molecule: messenger RNA, 1089 nt
Organism: Ostreobium quekettii
Lineage: Eukaryota; Viridiplantae; Chlorophyta; Ulvophyceae; Bryopsidales; Ostreobiaceae
Source: the annotation of a GenBank genome assembly